Messenger RNA from Chelmon rostratus (copperband butterflyfish), 3094 nucleotides. It is a transcript of the gene timm44, whose product is annotated as translocase of inner mitochondrial membrane 44 homolog (yeast). Gene Ontology annotation, biological process: protein import into mitochondrial matrix. Gene Ontology annotation, molecular function: protein-folding chaperone binding. The transcript is spliced from 13 exons. The record is from RefSeq and is a predicted model, not a curated record. Lineage: Eukaryota; Metazoa; Chordata; Actinopteri; Chaetodontiformes; Chaetodontidae. Gene Ontology annotation, cellular component: mitochondrial inner membrane. Bases 16 to 1398 code for a protein of 460 amino acids.
GACAUUAGAUUCAAGAUGGCGACCCCCUUGUGUCAGUGCUACCAGAUAUGUGUGAGGAGAGGCUUGGUGGCAUUCCCUUCCCCCUCCCUGAUACUUCACAACAGACCCGAUGUCUACAGGAUACGAGGGUUCCUCGCGUGCUCUUCACAGGUUUCUCGGUCGCCUCUUCUGCAGGUAAGGUAUUUGUCCGGGGAGAGAGGUGGUGGAAGAAAAGGUUUCCUGGGGGAGUUUCUGGACAACCUGAAGCAGGAGCUAAACAAGAACAAGGAAAUGAAAGAAAACAUCAGAAAGUUCCGGGAAGAAGCCAAAAAACUGGAGGAGUCAGAUGCAUUGAAACAAGCCCGAAGGAAAUAUAAAACUAUAGAGUCUGAAACAGUGAAGACCUCCGAAGUUUUCAAGAAGAAGUUGGAAAACAUCUCUGAGACAGUUAAAGAGGGGCUAGGGGAGGUCAGUCGAACAGAAAUUGGGAAGAAAAUCAAGGAGGGAAUGGAAGAAGCAGCCAAAACAGCUAAGACCUCAGCUGAGAGUGUCUCUAAGAGUGGAGAGAUGCUGGGGAAGACCGGUGCGUUCAGAGCAAUAUCACAGGGCAUGGAGAGUGUGAAGAAAGAGAUUGGAGACCUGGGUCACACUGGCCCUUAUCGGCCUCCUGCCAGACUCAGGAAGAGGAGUGAGUUCUCCUCCAAGGGUGCAGGGGAUGACAGCAAGGUCUUCGAAGCCAACGAGGAAGCUAUGGGUGUGGUGCUUCACAAAGACUCAAAAUGGUACCAGCAAUGGAAGGACUUCAAAGACAACAACGUGGUCUUCAACAGGUUCUUUGAGAUGAAGAUGAAGUAUGAUGAGAGUGACAACGCCCUCAUCAGAGCAUCUCGUGCUGUCACAGAUAAGAUGACUGACCUCAUAGGUGGGAUGUUUUCUAAGACGGAGAUGUCCGAGGUCCUGACAGAGAUUUUGAAGGUGGACCCGUCCUUUGAUAAAGAUUCUUUCCUCAAGCAGUGUGAACGAGAUAUCAUCCCCAAUAUACUGGAGGCGAUGAUCAGAGGGGAACUGGAAGUGCUGAAGGAUUGGUGUUAUGAAGCGACAUACAGCCAGCUGGCACACCCAAUUCAGCAAGCCAAGGCCAUGGGACUUCAGUUCCACUCUAAGAUCCUGGACAUUGACAAUAUUGAUUUGGCCAUGGGGAAGAUGAUGGACCAGGGUCCAGUGCUGAUUAUCACCUUCCAGGCUCAGUUAGUCAUGGUGAUCCGAAACACCAAAGGAGAGGUGGUGGAGGGAGACCCCGACAAAGUGCUCAGGAUGAUGUAUGUGUGGGCCCUGUGUCGAGACCAGGAGGAGCUCAACCCAUACGCUGCCUGGAGACUACUUGACAUCUCCGCCUCUAGCACAGAACAGAUCCUCUAAGACUCUUUGGUACGCACAAAACACUCUCAGCCCGGGAGAGAACAUAGUGUACCUGAACAGCCAUGGAACUGGCUGGGAAGAAAGGAGGACAGGAGGAUGGCACGUGGAGAUGAGGGGGCAUGGUCCGUCACAACAGAAAUAUUGUGGAGUAGUGUUGCUAAACGCUAGGUCACGUUCUCAUUUUACUACACUGGCUCUGGAUUCAGUCACUGCAGUCCCUGUUUUCCUCUUUGAAUCCCUGACAGUUAUUUCUAACCAUUCCUUUGGCUCACACUAGGGGGCGGUAGACCACCAACAAGUCUUAUCCACUGUACUUAGUGCAGCGCCUGUGUGGCUGUCCAAUUGAACUGAAAGUUGGCAUUUAAGGGAUAAAUGGAGUUAUUUAAUUGUUGCACUCUUUUGUUGUGAAUAUGAGAAAAUGAAAUCAAGGGAGCUAAUUUGUAACCAAGCCCUUGAACAUCAGGUUGGUGUCAGCAUCUCAAUAGUCUCAGAAGUCUCUGCCACCGUCCUCUGUCCCAGCAGUCCCUCAAACUCGCUCUCUUCCUCUCUGAGGCGUCAUUAUCUCGGCAGUUGGUGGUGUUGUGGCCAAUCAGUGCUCUCUUAGAUCCUCGUUUGUACAAUAAUAAUCCGAUGUAAUUGUUAAACUUUUGAGAAAAUCUAUAUUUAUUAUGAAAAUAAAGAUGACCCGUUUUUCACUCUAGCAGACAUUUUUGAAAAUAAAUUUCUAUCAAAAUGUUUUACCUUCUGCCCUGCAAAUGAUUAAUCUUCUCUUCUGACCUGGAGGAUAUUAUGUGAUUCCUUGUAGGGCAGCUGCUAAUUAUUUUUUGAAUUAAAUCCUCAAGUGGGAUUUCAGUGUUUGCUAUAAUAUUUCCUUCGGGAAAAAUGCUCCUUCUGUGGAUUUUUUUUCUUACAGUUGCAUUUUCAGAGCAGAGCUAGAGCACUCAUUUGCUUUGAGUGAAAUUUAGCUGCCUUUGUAAACCCGAUUGUUGUCAGUAUGAUGAUUUUGACAGCUUUCUCGGUGUGGGGGACACACAGGAACACAAAGAUCAUCUUUUACCCAGACAUAAUUAGAUUAAAAGUAUGAUUUAUCUUUACCUCAGUGUAUCUUCAGCUUUCAGACCCUACAUUAACACUACGUGCCAUCAUACAGUUCUGUUCGCAGCUGUCAGAUGACAUAGCCUAUGACCUUCAUUGUUGUGGACGAUUAUAAGUCACUGCUACAUGUGUUUGAUGUGCCAUGUCGUUUUUUUUUACAUGCCAGAGCAAUAUGGCCCAUAAUCAACAACCCAAACCUCUUCUCUUGGACGAAACAGUGGUGGGUGCAAAGGCUAACUGGCAUACCCAUUUCACCAAAUGUCACCAAUAAUCUCUCAGAUUUGUCAUCACAUGAUGGGGUCACUGUCUGCAUGUGUUUGAUCCUCUGACGGCUGUGUGGGAAAAUACUGCUCCACCUAUAGUGUGAUAGCAAGGACAGAUACACCACAUAACCACCUAUCUUCUGCGCAGAUUAAAUUGUGUUAUUUUGUGUUGGAAACCUGUUUACCUCUGAUUUGUUGCAGGCAAAGUUUCUAUAGGGUCAGAGAAUGUAGGUUUCAAACAAAGCUGCGUCACAUUGAGCCUUUUUCUCUUAUCUAUAGCUUCAUUUUCCUUCUAAGCAUUCUUCCCAUUUCCACUCUGUAAGAUGUCAUCACCUCAA